Messenger RNA from Agelaius phoeniceus (red-winged blackbird), 1359 nucleotides. The record is from RefSeq and is a predicted model, not a curated record. Lineage: Eukaryota; Metazoa; Chordata; Aves; Passeriformes; Icteridae.
AUGAUCCAGCACGUGGCUGCUGCAGUUUGCACUCUGUACUCUGUGGCUUAUUCGGGGUAUUUUUUAACCCACUUGGCACGGCACCUCAUGUCUGGAUUCCGAGCAGCUCCUCCUUCGGGCACAGAAGCAGCACCAGCACCUCCUGGGGCUCCCUCUGCUUCCAAAGAGGAGGUCAACAAGGAGGAAGACAGCAGUGAGCUUCCCGCUGCUCUGGGGGACGAUGGUGAACUUCCCUCAGUGCUGGGAGAUGACAGUGAACUUCCUGCUGCUCUGGGAGAUGAGGGCGAACAUCCCGCGGGGUGGGAAUGCAACGGCGAGGCUCCCGCGGGGUGGGACAAGGACAGGGGACAUCUCCCGGCCUGGGACGAGGACGGUGGAUGUCCCCUGGUGUGGGACCAGAGUGGCCAAGCUCCCACGGAGUGGGAUGAGGACAAUGGACAUCUCCCAGUGUGGGAUGAGGAUGGAGGAUAUCCUGUGGCUUGGGAAGAGGAGAGGAACACCGUGAGCGAGGCGGAGCCUGCCGAGAAAUACCUGGAAGUGGAGCAGAUUGGCCAAGGGGCUUUUGGAACCGUUUAUAAAGGACUCGACAGGGCCACUGGAGGAGAGGUGGCCAUCAAGAAAAUGAGUCUCAGAGGGCAGAACAGGGAACGAGCUGUGAAUGAGAUCCUGCUCCUGAAGGACAAGAAGAACCCCAACAUUGUCAACUCUUUGGACAGCUUCCUUGUGGAUGGAGAUCUCUGCCUGGUGAUGGAAUAUAUGGAUGGAGGAACUUUGCGGGACGUUGUCAGACAGACACGCAUGGCUGAAGGAGAGAUGGCAGCUGUCAGUCGGGAGUGUCUGCAGGGCCUGGAUUUCCUCCAUUCCAACCGGGUGAUCCACAGGGAUCUGAAGAGCUCCAACAUCCUCCUGGGCAUGGACGGCUCUGUCAGGCUGGCUGAUUUUGGCCUCUGCGCUCAGCUCAGCCCUGAGCAGGACCAGCGCAGCUCUAUGGUGGGCACUGCUCACUGGAUGGCCCCAGAAGUUGUGACCAGAUCUCCUUAUGGCCCCAAGGUGGACAUCUGGUCCUUCGGCAUUGUGACCAUCGAGAUGGUGGAAGGAGAACCUCCUUACUUCAGGGAAACGGCGGCCAUGGCUCGCGCUCUGAUCCGGCAGAACGGGACCCCGCAGCUGCAGGAGCCCCGGCGCCUGUCGGCUCUGCUGCGGGACUUCCUCGAGUGCAGCCUGGAGCCGGACGAGGAGCGGCGCUGGGCUGCCCAGGAGCUGCUGCAGCACCCAUUUUUAUCAUCAGCCAAGCCUCUCUCCAGCCUGACACCUCUGAUCACUGCAGCAAAGCAACUGAGGGAGCAGUGGAGGAGAUGA